UCUGACGCUAAGAUGGUCUUAGAUGUUAUAGCCAGAAUGGAGGACACAGAGCCAUUCUCAGAGGAGUUGCUUGCAGCCAUGAAAAGAUUGUGGGUUGACUCUGGUGUGCAGGAGUGCUUAGGUCGUGCUAAUGAGUAUCAGCUCAAUGACUCUGCCAAAUACUUUUUAGAUGAUUUAGACCGUUUAGGUGCAAAAGAUUACAUGCCAACUGAGCAGGAUAUCUUGAGGACAAGAGUUAAAACAACUGGCAUAGUUGAAGUCCAUUUCUCAUUUAAAAAUUUAAAUUUUAAAUUAUUUGAUGUGGGUGGGCAGAGAUCUGAAAGAAAGAAAUGGAUACAUUGUUUUGAAGAUGUGACAGCCAUUAUAUUUUGUGUUGCUAUGAGUGAAUAUGACCAAGUCUUACAUGAAGAUGAAACAACAAAUCGAAUGCAGGAGAGCUUGAAAUUGUUUGAUUCCAUCUGCAACAACAAGUGGUUCACAGAAACCUCUAUUAUUCUGUUUCUCAACAAGAAAGAUCUCUUCGAGGAAAAAAUCAAGAAGUCCCCAUUAACAAUAUGUUUCCCUGAAUAUACAGGUAAGCAAAUGUAUCAAGAGGCCUCUGCAUACAUACAGGCACAGUUUGAAGCUAAAAAUAAAAGCUCAGCGAAGGAAAUCUACUGUCAUCAAACAUGCGCUACAGACACUAACAACAUUCAAUUCGUCUUUGACGCUGUUACGGAUGUCAUUAUUGCAAACAACCUAAGGGGUUGUGGGCUCUACUGAACACUCUAUUUCAUUCAUCUAUUUUCCUUUUGUUUGACUCACAAGGACAGAGAUAUGAAUAAAUGUUGUUCUAAUGGGGAAAGGAUGCGAGUAAGGCAAGGGAAGCAACCUGAUGCACUGGCCUUCUGGAGCGUUAGUUAGUAGAAUAUAAUGACCAACAUGGGUUUUAAAUGUGAAACAAAAACAGUGUUUUCAAUGUUCUGACCUGAUGCUGUUUUAGCCAAGAGGACACACACCUAUCAUAAACUGUGUGCUAGAGGUAUUGAAAUAUAAGCUCAGCUAGAUCGUCAUUUCUUAUUCACUAGAAAUUUUUAAGAUUUUCAGAGUUUUUGGAGUGUUUGAAGCUUGUGGCAGCCAUUUUUUUUUAAAGUAGGAAGAUACUUGCAUGGUAAGCAGGGGCAUUUUAGAGUUUAAAUUUUAUAUUUUUAAUGUAAAGGAUUGUCAAAGAACAACACCAUAAAUAAUCAAGUUUUUAUUACAAUUUAAUUUUUUUUUUAAUUGUGUGUCUAAAAGUUUUUGAGGAAAUUAACUCCUUUAACAAUGUCAUAAUCAAUAUUUUUUUGCUGUUCAUUCACUUUUGGUUAUCAUAUUUCUAUCAAACUAUACUUUGUGAACUUGCAACUUUAGUUGUAGAGUUACACCCUAUUAAGUAGUUCACUUAUCUCUUUGCUGUUUUUUUUUUUUUAAUGACAUUUAAUUUAGAAUGUAUUAGUUAAAUACUAAUGAAUUUAAUUCAUCUCACACUAAACAGAUGACAGGCUAAGCCUGCACAUUGAAGGCAUCAAAUUAUAACUUUAAAACAAGAAACUGGUUAAAAGGCACAAAUAUUAAAGGAAAAAGUAAAAGCAAUAUUUUUAAACAUCCUCCUCACAAAGUGAACAUGUAAAGCUCAUUGACUUAACAGAUACCCUUAGUACCAAGGUUUUAAAAAACAAACUAACUCACUGUUCUUACGAAACUUCGAAACUAGUUCAUUAAUAAUGUUAAUUCUGACUAUAGCUUAGACAAGUUUUGUUUAUUACAUUUUUUAAUAGAACUUCAGAUAAACUAAAAGAAUUUUUUUUUCUCUACCAGAGUGUCAUUCUGUCAAAAUUAAUUUGGCCGUGAAAAGUUUAAAACAAUUUUGUAAAAGUUCUAAUUUUAAAAACUACAGCUGUUAUGCUACAACAGGGCAUUAUAUUUGUAAUAUGUAUGAGCUGAUUUUUAUUAGAAAAUAUAACUCAUAAUACAGCUUGAUUCCCCCCCCCCCCCCUCCCCCAAUUAAUUAUACUAAGAAGCUUAGUUAGCUUAGUUAAUAUGUGGAGAAACCUGUGUUAAAAAUAUGUGUCGCAAUGACAUUGCAUGGGACUGUAAAAAAAAAAUAAGCCAAGAUCUCCAUCACUAAAAAAGAGCCCAUUUUUCAAUAUUUUCCUUAGACGGUAAAAAAUCACUACUUUGAUCACUACUCAAUUUAAAUGAUUUAUUUUAGUUUGGUAUGGGAAAAUUUGAUAAAGGAAAGUUUACUUGUUUAUUGAAAAUGGAGAUAAACAUGCAUACACAAUUAAGUCAUGUUGACUAAAUGUAUGUAAAAAAAAAAACAAUACUGACUGUAAAAGCACAACAUUAACAAUAAUGCAACCAUAGUUUGAGCACAGUAACAAUUGAAUUGGCCCUAUGUUUUUCACUAAAGAUAUAUAUAUUGAAGAAGAGAUAUUAUUUUAACAAAAAGUGUUAGAGAUUACUUGCAUGCUACAUGAAAGUAUUUCAUAAGCACAGAAUAAUAGCUCAAUUUUUUUCCAUCUCCUUUACCUAUUUAUAGAAUUUUUUUUUUACAUGCGUACUGUUUCAUAUCCUCCUUCUUAUGUUUGGUUGAGUAUUCCUUUUUAUAUGUAGAUUUAUCUUGUGCAUUCCUGUUUGUUUCAAGGUACACUUUCUUAGUACCCAGUUUAGGCACUUCUAUUUUUUCAUUAAAAUUUGCAUUACAACAAAACCUGUUUUAUUUUUAUUUUUAUUUUUUUUUAAAUUAAGAAAGAACUGUUUUUAUGUUUCAUUUUUAAUACUGAUAGAUCUUUAAUUUAUAACUCAUUAUCAUACUAAUUAAAGAGGAACUUUUUUUUUUAAAAUUGAAAUUAUUAACACCCUUUAGUGCAGUACAACCCUUUAAAUUUGGAUGGCAAUGAUAUAUGUUAAAUGUAGACCUCAAAUGCUGGACAUUUGGUUUCAUCACGCGUCGAACAUUUAAACUAUAAGCAAUGCUAGUUUUUUUUUUCUCAUUUAUUCUUCAUCAUUUUUUGCUUAUAAUUAUUAUAAAUAUAUUUUUUAAAAUAGUGCAUAAAAAUAGAGAUGAAACAGUUGAAAAUUAUUCUUUUUACUUUUGACUUAGGCCUAUUUAAAAUUGUAAGAAUAUAUGGAAUGAAUGAUAUUCUUAUGGCUAGUUGAUUUACCAUUAUAUACGUGCUCUGUUGUUAGGGUAAAAUCUAUUGAGGUAAACUCUAAAAUCUACUGAGGUAACUUCUCUUUCAUGCAUGGCAGUGUUUUUACAAAUGUACCCUACCAGUCAUUUUUUCUAAAAAAAAAAUGUUACUUAGUAAAAUUUUUAUAGGUUUAGUUUAAAGAAAUGGCAUAAUAUUAAAAUUAUUACAGUAAUAUAAUAAUCAAUAGUAAUAAAUAAUAAAAGGUUUUAACCUUUGCAUUUUGAAAUUAAUUAUGAAAUUAAUAUAGUUCAAGGAAAGGAUUGAAAAGGAUCUAUUUUCAAACACAUGUGAUACAUUAUUCUAGAUUGGUGAUACACCAACUGUUUAUUACAACCGAAUGCACAGAUUAUAAAUUGUACAUUUUAGCUUUAUCUUUUUUAAAUGAAAAUUAAAACUAGAUUUUUUAAUCCUGUAACUUAAACUUAAUAGUUCAAAAGUACAAACUGAAAGAAAAGCAAUGUAUGAAAAAAAAAUUGAAAAUUUAUAAUUAUAAUUAAAGACCUGUUCUAUGAGAACAUUAUUUUAAAAGAGACAUCUAUCCUUUAAAAAAUUAUAGGGCAAGAUUGUCUGAUAAGUUCUGUACUAACUAACCUUUUUGUGUGUAAGGGAAUGUACGGUAAUAACCAACAACCGUGAUGUGUCUUAAUAGGUUAGUGCAAGCAUGGUUGUCCACAUUCUAGUCUUCAGCAGUUUGAAAUAAUUUUUUUUCACAUGCACAAAUUGUUGGUGUGGUAAGAAGACACAAGAACUAUUGGAUUGUGUAAAAAAAAUGGAUCAGGAGAUGCACCCCCUCAAUGUUUUACUUAAAAAGUUAAACCUGCUCAUCUCAGAUCUUGCGGACAUGCCAAUGCUUAGAGAGAUAUUUGCUUUUCAUUUUUUUGUGAAUGAAUCACGGUCAUUAACAGAUAGUAAUAUAAAUUUAACAGAAAAAAAAAAAGAGGAAAGGGCUUUUAGUUUUGACAAGGGUAUCAGAGCAAAGCAAAAUGACAUGAUCGUGCUGGGUUGUUUUUUUUUUCCUCACUUUUACAGAUGGAUUUUGUACUUUUCAAAACCCUUCUGUAUAGACCCUACAUUUAAAUACUAUAAUUGUAAAGUAUGUUAUACAUGUGAGUGGGUGCAGUAGUUAUUUUUCAUGUUUGCAUCUGUGUGUAGAGAAUCACUAUGAACUAUGUAUACAAUUAUUGCCGCUUGAAUGUGCAGUUUUGGAUAGUUUUUUUUUUUUUAAAUGCCAUUGAAUGUGCAGUUUAAGAGUGCACGCGUUUACAAUGAUUUGAGUGUUUUAACAACGUUCUAUAAAUGAAUGCUUCAACUUGUACAUUUUGCACCUUUUUUAAAAAGUUGUUUUUAUCACAAUUAUUUUAUGUUAAAAGUUAUUCACUUGUAUUACUUUUGUUUGAAAAAAAAUUAAAAACAUAAGUUUGGACAAAUUUACAAGUCUCAUUUGAAACUACAUAUAUCUUUUAAAAUGACGUUGUGAAUUGUACCUUUCUCAUUUUCUUUGCUAUAGGUGUGCCUGUAUUUGAUAAUGUGUACGACAAGCUACAAGAAUGUGUGUAUAUGUCACAUUUUGAAUAUCACUUUAAGAUGUGGUCAAGUAUAUCGACAGAUUUUAAUUGUUAUAUCUUUGAUGUUUUUCUCUAUGUCCUAUUCUCUUUAUACUCUGUGUGUCCAUGAUGAAGAAUCUCACUUGUUUCUAGUAAUGACUGUACCCUUCACCCUAACUUCAGGCUUACCAGUCUAAAAGUUAAAAACUAUAAUUUAGUUUUAUUUUGAAAUGAGAUUUGUGAUUCAUGGAUUUUUUUUUUAAAUAAUGCCAAUGCUUAAGGUGAUUAUUAAAAAAAUGUCAUAAAAUUUUAUUUUUUAUGUUUAGAUGCAUUAGACGUUUAUAUAUGCUCACAGAUGUAUUAGUUAAAAAAAUUUUUUCACAUCUUUGUCAAAGUGAAAUCAAUAAAGCCAAAAAAUAAAUAUUGAUGAAUUACUUUGCUUUGUGUACACAUAAGAUGUACUAACAAUACAAAAUUUGUGUGAACUAGUGCAAAAGUACUUCUUAAAUCAUUUCAGUUGUUUUUUUUUGUAACUGGUUUCCAUUCUCAAAAAAUUGCAAUAACAAUUAGGUGAAGUUAUGGUAUAUUUAGUAACUUGCACAUGUACUCUGCAAGUGUUUGGCUGUAAUUGUACACCGUUAAUUAAAUAAAGCACACUAUGUGCUAUUGUGUGAAUGUUUGUUGACGCAAGUUCACAUUUUUUUACAAUGCUUUUUUAAACAAAAAAAAACCCAGUUAAAUGUAGUCGUUAUAAUAAUCAGCCUGAACACUCCAUCUAAAGGGUAAAGUGCAUGUAUGAUAUGAGCUUUAAAUAGCUAUAAAUCCAUGCUUGCGACAAAUUAAAAAACAAAAAAGCUUAAUAGAUAAAGUCGAGGAUUUAGAUUCAGUAAACCCAAAUGUUUUCCCCAAAAAUUGAAACCCAUCCCAAUGAAAGAUUUUUAACACAGAUGAAGGCAGGUCUACAUUUUACAAUUAAAAUGCCGUAUCAGUUGUUUGUAUUCAGCUCUAUUUAAACCUAAAAAUGUAUUUUGGUGAAUUUAACUUCUAUUGAAAAUUACAUUUAAAUUCAUGAAUAAUUUCCAAAAAGGAUUUAAUUUUGUGUGUGAAUUUGUUAAUCAACUGAUUCAUUGUAAUGCUAUAAUGAAGUAGUUAUCAGUAGGAUUAGGUUUUAUUACUGAGCCUACUGUCAGCAAGUAUCUUUUUGCAAUUUUAUUUCAUGUUUAUAUAUAUAAUUUUAUAAAUCAUCACCCAUGUUAAAAGAGAAUGUGUGUGAUUUUUUUUCUGCUCUCUCUGUGUUUCAUUUAGAUAACUACAAGCAAGCAUGCUCUGUACAUUCAGUCAUUAUUUUUAUAAUGUCAAGUAAAUCAUUGCCUGGUCAUUUCUAUAUGUAUAGUUCUUGGCACCAAGUUGAAUAAUUCUCAAUUUUUUUAUCAUGUUUGUUUUUACUUAGUAGAUCACAGUUAUCAGUAUUUUUAGUUAUAACAUUUUUUUUUAAAAAUAGUUUUUAUUUACAAUUACACUGUCACAAAAUAUUCAUCAAUUAUUUUAAAUGCAAAAAGUCACAUUUUUGGCCAAUUUUUUUUUUUUCAAAAAUGUAAAUAUGUCAGCAAUAUUUUUUUUAGAACUUUAAUGAAAAUGAAACUUAAAUCCUCUUUAAAUUGUAAAGGAACAUAAAAGUUUAUGUUAUGAAACUCUUUGUGCAAUCUUUAAGUUAUAUUUAUAUUUAACUAUUUAUUUCAAAUUACAUAUAAAGACACCAUAACAUCACUGGUUUCUGUUCCCAUUUUACGUUAUGCAUAUUUUCCCCCCUUUUUGGUACAAGUUACCCCAAGAAUAACAUAAAAUCAAUUUUCUCAGCAACUCUUAAAGAUGUUAUGAUCUUUAGAAAAUUAGAUCUAAGUUAACCACAUGGUACUACUAGUAAACAAUGAAUAUUUCCUUUCAUACUAUGUGUUUCCCACUCUGUAUUCAUUAUGAACCAGUUGACAGAUAGUAAAUCAUGGUGCUGGCAUCCACCUUGAUUUCAUUCAGAGAAGAACACGCUGCUUUAUAUUUUAGUAUAGCCAAGUUCCUGUUUUCUGGGUUCAAAAUGUAAAUAAGUGUGGACAGCAAUGAUUGUGUGGUACCAUUUACUCUUUUCACUAGAUAUGAUUCUCCCACAGUAAUAUCUCAUUUGCCAAAACUAAUUGUACUUGUUGACAAAUUAAUAUUUGGAAAGAGAAAUUACAGUGGAGAAUUUUUGAAAUGUGGAUUUUGAUUUAAACUGUAGGUGCCAUUGAAAAAGUGAAGUUGUCCUCUUUUGAACUAGCUGAAGUAGAAUAAGUGAACAUAAUUUUUAACCUACUUGAAUAAUUAUGUAAUUUGUGCAGAAAAAGAAUUUAGAAAAAAAAACAUCUCCUUUUUAAAAAUGAAUUGAAAUUUUAAAUUAUUUUAAUUCUUUACUUUUUAAGAUGCUUGAAAGCUUUGUCUAUUAAAAAAAAAACAUGGUGUAUCAGUUAUAAUAUAAGUUUUAAAAAAUAAAAUAAAAAUGAAACAAAGAUUUUGCACAUGAAAUUAUAAUAUACCAAUAUGCAUACUUUUCCAGCUUCAAUGUGUGGUUUAUUGUUGCUAGUGUACACAUAUGUUGGCCUGUUUGGUCUAUGACUGCACCUAGUCUCCAAGCUGACAGCUUUUUUUUUGGUUCGGAGUUUAUCCUGGAAUAGUGGUCUGAGCAACUUCAGUGUUCUACAUUAGGUUGGUUGAAAAGUAGAAAGAAAAGGGGCAAAUAAGGUGGAAAACAAUUUUUAAAAUCUUCAUUUCAAAAUUUUUUGCAAGUUUUUGUGAUAAAAAACUCUGUAUGAUCAAAAUGGAGCUGUCAGAUUAGAGACAUUUAACACAUUUUAUGUGACUUGUAAACAUAUUUGAUAUUUCCUUAUCAAUUUCAUAUUUGGUGUAUGCAUAACCGUAAUCUUUAACAAAUUGUUCCCCCCAAUCACGAGAGGUAGUAGUGUUUGUUUGUUAAUGUUUCAUGUCAUAAUUCAUCAUGUGAAUUAUUCUAAUUUACUUAUUACAUUGUCAGUCUGUUGGUAACAAAAUAUAUUUGUCUGUUCAAAAGUGUUUGAUAGCCGAAUGCCUCAGCUCUGAAUUUAUUUUGUAUGUUAGUUCAAUGGGAUGUGUGCAAUCUUAUUAUUCAUCAUUACAAUUAUCUAGUGAAAAAAAAAAUUUGAAAUGGUAAGAAAAUUCUUGAUUUCAGCAUCUUUUCAGUGCAAUUGUUUCUAUAUGUGUAGGUGUUCAACUAUUCUUCAAUUCACUCCUGCCUGUGGCGUAGAGCCCGAGGGUCCAUAGGGGCGACUUUAAAAUUUUGGCUAGCAAUGCUCGGCAUACAAUGCCUCUUUAUCUGUGCUCCCUUGUAAUUUUGCACUCCUUUGGACCCUGGACUGCACACUACUACUACUAUUACUACUACAACAACAUCAGUAUCAUUUUCAGCAGGAAAUAAACUCUCAAACUUUCACAAGAACAGACUUGAUAUUUUGCUUUAUCCAUUAUUAUGUAGCGGUUAGAUGGUCUUAAUCCUUAUUGUCUAAAAAUUACUGAAAUAAAAUAAUGUUCUUGUCUUGUU
Messenger RNA from Physella acuta, 8360 nucleotides. Its product is annotated as guanine nucleotide-binding protein G(o) subunit alpha. Gene Ontology annotation, cellular component: cytoplasm; heterotrimeric G-protein complex. NCBI's taxonomy places the organism in Eukaryota, Metazoa, Mollusca, Gastropoda, Physidae. Gene Ontology annotation, biological process: adenylate cyclase-modulating G protein-coupled receptor signaling pathway. Gene Ontology annotation, molecular function: GTP binding; GTPase activity; G protein-coupled receptor binding. The record is from RefSeq and is a predicted model, not a curated record.